Populus euphratica (Euphrates poplar) is the source of this 1114-nucleotide messenger RNA. Its product is annotated as protein FAM133-like. The transcript has 5 exons. The record is from RefSeq and is a predicted model, not a curated record. Bases 303 to 896 code for a protein of 197 amino acids. Lineage: Eukaryota; Viridiplantae; Streptophyta; Magnoliopsida; Malpighiales; Salicaceae.
AACCCAAGUGUUUCCGGCUAUAUUAUACCAGCAAUAACCCUAAGUGUUUCCGGCUAUAUUAUAAAACCUCCUGGGCCUUUCAACAACGACAACACCCGCAGAUCCAUUAACUUAAACCAAACACCUUCUCACCCUCCCUACCUCCCUCCCUCUCUCAUGGGCUCUGGACCGUUGAUAAUGCUCUAAUCUCUCUCCAAAAUUUCUCUUGAUUCUCUUUCUGGGUCUCAAUUUUUUCUUAAAAACUCAAUUUUUCUUGCAAUCCCCCUUGUUUUCUCAUCUGGGUGUCUCUUAGAUUUCUCAAAAUGGGUAAAAAUCAAGCUUACAAAGCUAUGCAAAGAGCCAGGCUUGGCUCCAGCUCUGGUGGUCCUGAAGAGAUUGAAGAUGGCAUGGUGGAUGGUUCUUUUCAUUCACCAGAGUGGCAUGCUGCUCGUUUGGCCAGCCUUAAUACAACUCACACGGUAACCUGGGAAGAGUUCAAGAAAAAGCAAAAGGAGGAUGAAAUGAGAAAGGGGGAACUAGAAGCAGAUAAGGAUAGAAUGAUGAGGGAGUACCGAGCUCAAUUGGAUGCUGAAAGGGCACGCAAACUUGCUCAUGGCCGGAAUCACUCUGGGAGCAAAUCUAGUCAUCAAAAGGAUAGAAAGGACAGAGAUUCAAAGAAACGCAGCAGUAAAAAAAGAAAGCAUUCGAGGCGGAGAUCCAAUGAUUCUAGCUCCUCCAGUUCAUCCUCGGAUUCUUCAAGUAGUGAAGAUGAGAGGGAAUCAAAAAGAUCAAAGUCAAGGUCUAGAAAAACAAAGGAAAAGAAGCGCAAGUCAAGAACCAAGCACUCCAGUAUUGAUGAUGAAGAGGCUGCUGGGCCUGUGCCACUUUCUAAAUUCUUUGGAAGCUUGAAGAACUAAUAGCGUGAUCAAAGAUUAUCUAGGGUACCCUUCAGAUGUCUCUUCCUAUAAGAGGAUAUCAAUAGCCUUGUUCUUUAUAGCAUUUUUUCCAGCAAUUUGCUUUGAGCAAAUAUGUAUCCAAUUGCUCCUUCCUUUUCAAGUCACUGAGCUUGUAAUGCUAUUAAUUUGAUUCCAAAUUUUUCUCCUUAAAAAUUCAGCCCCAACAUUUCUUUUCAGAA